Messenger RNA from Aureobasidium subglaciale EXF-2481, 2061 nucleotides. RefSeq lists its product as uncharacterized. The transcript is spliced from 4 exons. The coding region runs from base 1 to 2061 and encodes 686 amino acids. The record is from RefSeq and is a predicted model, not a curated record. Gene Ontology annotation, cellular component: plasma membrane. Gene Ontology annotation, molecular function: urea transmembrane transporter activity. Gene Ontology annotation, biological process: urea transmembrane transport. NCBI's taxonomy places the organism in Eukaryota, Fungi, Ascomycota, Dothideomycetes, Dothideales, Saccotheciaceae.
AUGGCGGAAGCACUUCUCAAUCAAGCCCAUGGCUAUGGCAUCAUCAUUGGCCUUUCGAUCUUGUUCUGCCUUAUCAUUCUGGCCGCUGUCCGAGUACAGAAGCGAUACCUCUCGGAGGACUCUGAACAAAGUGAGAUGUUCAUGGUGGCAAAUCGAAGCGUCGGGACUGGCUUGACUGCUAGUGCCGUGUUCAGUUCCUGGAUGUGGAUCAACGAGAGCGUCAUCUGCGCUGCAUAUACCUACAAAUGGGGUAUCGCAUUACCCGUCUGGUGGGCUAGUGGUCUCUCAUUCCAGAUUGCUCUCAUGGCUCUCCUUGGUAUCGUUGCAAAGCUGAGAGUACCGUACGCACAUACUUCACUCGAAUUUAUGCGAAUGAGGUAUGGCAAAUACGCCCAUUGGAUCUUCAUCCUCCUGAACUUGAUCAACAACGUUUUCGGCUGUGGAAGCAUGAUUCUGGCCGGAGCCCAAUUAGUCACUGGUAUAACAGGCGUACAUGUUGUUGCUGCUUGUAUCUUAAUUCCUGCUGGAGUCGUCAUCUAUACAGCCGUGGGUGGUCUCAAGGCUACCUUCAUCACGGAUUACCUGCAUACUGCUAUCGCCUUGAUCCUUCUCAUCUACUUCUCCCUCUCCGUCCUUACCCACGAGGAGAUUGGGGGUAUUUCUGGCUUGUAUUCGAAAGUCAAAGCAGCAGAUGACUAUAUUGAGGGAAACUACAUGGGAUCUUUACUGACUAUGAAGUCGAAGAAGGCUGUACUCUUCGGCCUGGUACUCAAAUUUGGUAAUCUAGCACUCGUACUGAUGGACACUGCAUUUUGGCAGAAGAGCUUUGCGAGUGAGGUGAAAUCUGUUGUGCCUGCGUAUGAUCUGGUGUCUGUGGUCAUUUUGGCCGUCCCCUGGUGCACAGGCACUAUCAUCGGACUCAGCGCCCGAGCGAUUGAGAAGACACCAAUCUGGUACGAUUAUCCAAACCUGUUGACCGAGACGCAAGUCAACUCUGGACUGGUCAUGCCUUAUGUCCUUCGCUCUUUACUCGGUCAAGGUGCAACAACCGGACUGCUGGUUUUGAUCUUCAUGGCCGUCACCUCUACAGUUUCGUCAUCCGUGAUUGCGGUUUCAAGUAUUAUUUCACUUGACUUCUACCGUGCUUACAUCAACCCAAAAGCCUCUGAUCGUAAGAUCUUGAAGGUCAGCCACCUCGGCGUGGUAGGUCAUGGCAUGUUUAUGUCAGGAAUAGCCGUGGCCUUCCAGUACGGCGGAGCAACAAACAACUGGACUACCUAUUUCAGACCUAUUGUUGCCUGCCCCGGAAUCUUCCCUCUCAUACUUACUCUGUUCUGGUCUGGGCAGACCAAGGCAGCUGCUAUCUUGUCACCUAUACUGGGAUUGAUCUGCGGCGUAGCCACCUGGCUGAGUCUUUCCUAUGUCUGGGGUGGACAUAUCGAUAUCCAAACGACUCAGCAGCAACUACCCGGCCUUUACGGAGCGAUCGUCUCUUUCUUCUCUCCAGCUCUAUUCUCGGUCGUCAUUUCACUUGUACGACCAAGUAAAUUUGACUGGAGAGAGUUUCUCAGGAUUGAUCUUAUCGAGGACAGCAGCCAGCCCAGCACUUCUCUACCAUCACCUCAUGACAGCAAAGAGGACAUCAGCAAAACCGUUCGACCCGCUCCCACGACUGUUGAUGAGAAGCAUACGACAGCUGUCGAUGCAGAAGCAAAGACCGGUCUCGUCAGCCCUGCGACUUCCAUCUCCGCAGCUACCGGAAGUUUGGAUGAUGUCGUGCAUCCCUUCAGCGAUCAAACCAUUCGCCACAUCAAGAAAUGGAGGAACUAUGCUGCUGGCUACUUUGUGCUCAACCUCUUGGUAACGGUCGUACUUUGGCCAGUACCGAUGUACCGCGACUGGAUUUUCACAUUAUCCUUCUUCAAGGGCUGGGUGACAGUUUCUAUCAUUUGGCACUUUGCUGCCAUGAUGGCGGUGAUCGUCUACCCGAUCUGGGAUGGAAGAUUUGUUAUUAGCACAGUAUUGAAGGGAGUAAGCAAGGAAUGGAGCAGUAAGAAGUAG